AAAUUGAGGACGUCAGAAAUAAGAUGAUGACUGCUGAACUAUUACUUGACCAGACACAGACUGAACUGAACAGACAAAAGCAGAUUCUGGAGGACAGUCUGAGGAAGGUGAUGGAGGAGAGAAGUGAUCUGGAUAAAAUGAGAAAGGAACUAGAAGCUCAAACUCAACAACGGAAGACAUCAGAGAGAAAAUGAAAGAGGAGAGAGAGGAACUUGAUCGAAAUGAUGAAUGAAAUCCAAACAGAGAAGAAAGACAUGGAAAAUGAAAAGUAUAUUACAAGUAAUUUGAAGAAUGAGUUGGAACAAAUGCAAGUCAACUUAGAUGUACAAUGUGUUGAGAUUGAGCAUGAAAAACAAAAGACUGAGAAUGAGAGAAAAGCCUUUGAGCAGUUAAAAGCAGCUAUGCAGAGAGAAGAUGAGGACCUGAAGAAUGAACUGGAGAAGGUCAGCAUGGACAGGCAGAAACUGAAUGAGAUGGAGACUGAACUACAAACAGAGAAAGAGAAAUAUAAAGUGCUUCUUGAAGAAACUCAGAGAAAGAGAGAUGAACUGGAGAAGACAGCUGCGGAGAUAGCAAAGCAAAAUGAAGACAUUGAGAUGAAGAAAGUCCCUUCUUGAGAAAGAGAAAAAGGACACUGAAAGCAAAUGGUUGGAGUUACAGAGGAGAAGUGAGGAGCUGGAACUGCUGAUUACAAAACAAAAGGAAAGGGAGGACAUGGACAAGAUGGCAAUGGAAGAAGAG
This is a messenger RNA of Colossoma macropomum (tambaqui), 741 nucleotides long. Its product is annotated as myosin-2 heavy chain-like. Lineage: Eukaryota; Metazoa; Chordata; Actinopteri; Characiformes; Serrasalmidae. The coding region runs from base 222 to 617 and encodes 131 amino acids. The record is from RefSeq and is a predicted model, not a curated record. The transcript has a single exon.